AUGGCCCGAGAGCCCAGGCUGGGGUGGUGCUUCCACUGCUGCCAGGUGGUCCGGGUCUUCACACCAAGUACCAUUGGUGGGUCCUUGCAGGAGGCCUCAGUGCUGGGCCUCAGGCCUUAUCACCAAGCAUCUUUUUUCGCACAGCCAUCCAGAGUGAGGAAGACCCGGAAACUUCAGGGCUACGUGAGCCAUGGCCACAGCCGCAUCAGCAAGCACAGGAAGCACCCAGGAGGCCGAGGUAAUGCUGGUGGCUUGCAUCAUCACAGGAUCAACUUUGAUAAAUAUCACCCAAGUUACUUUGACAAAGUUGGUAUGAGGCACUGUCACUUAAAGAAGAACCAGAGCUUCUGCCCCACUGUCAACCUGGAUAAACUGUGGACCUUGGUCAGUGAGCAGACGCGGGUCAAUGCUGCCAAAAACAAGACAGGAGCCGUUCCCAUCAUUGACGUGGUGCGAUGGGGCUACUACAAAGUUCUGGGGAAGGGAAAGCUCCCAAAGCAGCCUGUCAUUGUGAAGGCCAAAUUCUUCAGCAGAAGAGCUGAGGAGAAGAUUAAGAGUGUUGGUGGGGCUUGUGUGCUGGUAGCUUGAAGCCACAUGGACGGGAAAUCAUUAAAUGUUCACAAGUGAAAAAAAAAA
Phyllostomus hastatus (greater spear-nosed bat) is the source of this 636-nucleotide messenger RNA. Its product is annotated as 60S ribosomal protein L27a-like. NCBI's taxonomy places the organism in Eukaryota, Metazoa, Chordata, Mammalia, Chiroptera, Phyllostomidae. The coding region runs from base 1 to 588 and encodes 195 amino acids. Gene Ontology annotation, molecular function: structural constituent of ribosome. The record is from RefSeq and is a predicted model, not a curated record. Gene Ontology annotation, biological process: translation. Gene Ontology annotation, cellular component: cytosolic large ribosomal subunit; ribosome. The transcript is spliced from 2 exons.